Molecule: messenger RNA, 1305 nt
Organism: Ylistrum balloti
Lineage: Eukaryota; Metazoa; Mollusca; Bivalvia; Pectinida; Pectinidae
Exons: 12
Coding region: 1-1305 (434 amino acids)
Molecular function (GO): nucleotide binding
Source: RefSeq, a predicted model, not a curated record
AUGUCGGAAAAACGAGGAAACUCAUUUUUAACAGCCAUCGUUAUUGGUGCAGGAAUACGAGGUUCCAUUUAUGCCCAAUAUGCACAUUUAUAUCCAAAUAAAUUGAAGAUCGUUGGAGUGGCUGACCCAAGGGAAUUUUAUCGUGGGAAGCUCCAACAGCGCUUUGAUAUCAAGGACGAUAACUGCUUUUCUGAUUGGAGUGAGGCCAGUGAAAGAGAUAAAAUGUCUGACUGUGUUAUCAUUACUACUCCAGAUCGUUUACACAAGGAUCCUGUCGUUGCUUUUGCAAACAAAGGCUAUUUCAUCCUUCUGGAGAAACCGAUGGCAGUCAAUGAAGACGAUUGUCGUGAAAUUGUCAAGACUUGCCAAGAAAACAACGUGAUUGUAGCUGUAUGUCAUGUGCUAAGGUACACGCCAUGGGCCAAUAAGCUCAAAGAACUUAUCGACAGUGGACUCAUUGGCGAGGUUGUCAACAUCAACCACAUCGAAAAUGCUGGCUUCUGGUUUUUUGCUCAUUGCUUUGUUCGUGGCAACUGGCAUAUUGAAGCCGAAAGCUCCAGUUCAUUGUUAGCCAAAUGUUGCCAUGACGUCGACCUGAUAAAUUUUUGGAUGGCGGGACGACGAUGCACAAGUAUAUCCUCAUUCGGGCAUUUAAGCCACUUCAAUAAGGAAAGUAAGCCUCCUGGAGCAGCCAGUCGUUGUAUGGAGUGUCCAGCUGAUGUCGAGUCCAAGUGUCCUUACUCGGCCAAAAAGAUUUACCUAGACCAGAUAAAACAGGGAGACAAAGAAUUUCCUGUUUGUGUGCUUGCUGAAGAUCCGACAAUAGAGAGUGUGACGACAGCGCUAAAAACUGGACCUUAUGGUGUCUGUGUCUAUGACAACGAUAAUGACGUCAUGUCAAAUCAGGUGGUCAACAUGCAGUUUGAAGGGGGAGCCACAGCCACUCUGACCAUGGCUGGCUUUACGAAGUCCGUCGGUGAAAGAGAGGUCAAAGUUUACGGUACCAAGGGACAGCUUUCCUGUACGGCAAACAGCGAUCCAGUGAUCAAGCACUAUGACUUCCUGACUGGAAAAUCCCAUGAGUAUCAAGCAAAACCCAAAAUGGUUGAAGGAAUGAAAGGCUAUGGUGGGGCCGACUUCUACUGUAUGGAUUCGUUUGUCAGCAGUGUGACCGAGAAUAAUGAGACAACCAUCUCAACAGGUCCCGAGGAGAGCUUGGGUAGUCAUUUACUGGUGUUUGCCGCUGAAAAGGCGAGGAAGGAGAAACGAGUCGUUAUGUUACAACCUGACGGCACGUACAACUGA